AUGGGUCAAUCACCGUCGCAAUUCAUGGAGGACAUGCAGAGGCGGUCCAACUUCAACGCAAACGAGUUGGAGCGGCUGAAGAAGCGCUUCAUGAAGCUGGACAGUGAUGGCUCUGGAUCAAUAGAUCGCGAGGAAUUCCUCCAAAUCCCUCAAAUCGCCAACAACCCACUCGCAUCACGACUAAUUGCCAUCUUCGAUGAAGAUGGAGGGGGAACGGUCGACUUCCAGGAGUUCGUCGGUGGUCUCAGCGCAUUCAGUAGCCGAGGAGGUCGAGAAGAGAAGCUGAGAUUUGCGUUCAAGGUCUAUGACAUGGAUCGAGAUGGUUUCAUCUCGAACGGCGAGUUGUUCCUCGUGCUGAAGAUGAUGGUCGGAAAUAACCUGAAGGACGGGCAACUACAACAAAUCGUCGACAAGACGAUAAUGGAGGCGGACAAGGACGGCGACGGCAAGCUCAGUUUCGAAGAGUUUGUCCAAAUGGUGUCGAAUACAGAUAUUGUAAAGCAAAUGACGCUAGAAGAUCUGUUCUAG
Fomitopsis serialis is the source of this 528-nucleotide messenger RNA. RefSeq names its product calcium/calmodulin-dependent protein phosphatase. Bases 1 to 528 code for a protein of 175 amino acids. The record is from RefSeq and is a predicted model, not a curated record. Gene Ontology annotation, molecular function: calcium-dependent protein serine/threonine phosphatase regulator activity; calcium ion binding. The transcript is spliced from 7 exons. NCBI's taxonomy places the organism in Eukaryota, Fungi, Basidiomycota, Agaricomycetes, Polyporales, Fomitopsidaceae.